CUUCACUAAAAGAAGCAACCUGUGCUGGGGAACCCUGUUAGCCAAUCAUCUUUAAGAGAUGUGUACAGAGUUUCUCCCCUCUUUUCUCUGAACUUCCUGUCAGGAUGCUCUUCUCUGGGGGGCAGUGUGGCCAUGUUGGCAGACCUGAAGAAGUUUUACUGAUAUACAAGAUAUUCCUUGUCAUCAUUUGUUUUCAUGUCAUUCUGGUUACAUCCUUGAAAGAAAACGCUGGCAAUUCCAGUUUGCUAUCACCAUCUGCUGAAUCAUCUCUUGUCAGUCUUGUCCCCUACUCCAAUGGUACACCAGAUGCUGCUUCAGAAGUGUUGUCAACUUUAAACAAAACAGAAAAAACUAAAAUCACUAUAGUAAAAACCUCCAAUGCAUCAGGAGUCAAAUCUCAGAGAAAUAUCUGCAAUUUGUCAUCUAUUUGCAAUGACUCAGUGUUCUUUAGAGGUGAGAUAGUGUUUCAAUAUGAUGACGCCCACAAUGUAACCCAGAAUCGAGAAACGGCUAAUGGCACUUUCACUGGAGUCCGGUCUCUAGGCGAACUGAAGCGAUCAGAGCUCAACAAAACGCUACAGACUUUAAGUGAGACUUACUUUAUAGUAUGUGCUACAGCAGAGACUCAAAACACAUUAAACUGUACAUUCACAAUAAAACUGAACGAUACGACAGAUGUGUGUGCCAUGAUGGUUACUUUCACAACUGUACAGAUUUGGCAAAUGGAACAGUGCUGCUGUUCUCUCAAGACUCCCUGCCCUUCUUCACCAGAAGAAUUAGAAAAACUGCAGUGCGAACUGAAGGAUCCUGUUGUCUGUCUUGCUUAUCAGCCACAUGGCCCACCAUUAUCUUCUUCCAGCAAGCCCUUGCCAGUUGUACCUCAGGCCACCAUUUUGACCCACGUCGCUAGUGACUUCUCUUUGGAUGAACCCCUUGAUCAUGCCUCUGUGACCCCAAGCACACCCUCUCUGGCACAAGAGAGUCACCUUUCAUCUCCCCAGCCUGCAGCCUCCCUGGUUUCCAGUCCUGCCAUUGACAUGCCUGUUCAACCUGUAGCUGCUUCUUCUCCUCUGCCCCAAACUGAUCUUCCUCAUAGCCUGCCACCUACACAGUCCUCCCUUUCUUCUCUUGUCACAUCAACACCAUCUGUCCCUGAAAAAGUGAUCACCAUCAGCAUGCCUCCUGGUGAGACAGAAGUUGUCAACACCAGCAGUGUUCCUGAUCUAGAGGCUCAAGUCUCACAGAUGGAGAAAGUGUUGUCCUUGGGAGGCUUAGAGCCUAACCUUGCAGGCGAAAUGGUAAACCGAGUCAGCAAACUCCUCCACUCUCCACCUGCUUUGCUAGCCCCUCUGGCUCAAAGGCUGCUAAAAGUGGUAGAUGACAUUGGCUUACAGCUGAAUUUUCCAAAUACAACCAUCAGUCUAACUUCCCCUUCUUUGGCUCUUGCUGUGGUCAGAGUGAAUGCCAGUAAUUUCAACUCAAUGACCUUUGCAGCCCAAGACCCUGCAAAUCUUCAGGUUUCUCUGGAAACCCAGGUUCCUGAGAAUAGUAUUGGUGCCAUUACUCUCCCUUCGUCACUGAUGAGUAAUUUGCCAACUAAUGACGUAGAACUGGCUUCCAGGGUUCAGUUCAACUUCUUUGAAACCCCUGCCCUGUUUCAGGACCCCUCCCUGGAGAACCUCUCUCUGAUCAGCUAUGUCAUAUCAUCAAGUGUUGCAAACGUGACUAUCAAGAACUUAACAAGAAAUGUGACAGUCAUGCUGAAGCACACCAAUCCAAGUCAGGAUGACCUAACUGUGAAAUGUGUCUUCUGGGACUUGGGCAGAAAUGGUGGCAGAGGAGGUUGGUCAUCUGAUGGCUGCUCCAUCAAAGACAAGAAGCUGAAUGAAACCAUCUGUACCUGUAGCCAUCUUACAAGUUUUGGCAUCUUAAUGGACCUAUCUCGGACAUCCUUACCACCAAGUCAAAUGAUGGCGCUGACAUUUAUCACAUAUAUUGGCUGUGGGCUUUCGUCAAUUUUUCUGUCAGUUACUCUCAUAACCUACAUAGCCUUUGAAAAGAUCCGGAGGGAUUACCCUUCCAAAAUCCUCAUCCAACUGUGUGCUGCCCUGCUUCUGCUCAACCUGGUCUUCCUGCUAGAUUCCUGGAUUGCUCUGUAUAAUACCCGAGGUUUCUGCAUCUCUGUGGCUGUAUUUCUUCACUAUUUCCUCUUGGUCUCCUUCACAUGGAUGGGCUUAGAAGCAUUCCACAUGUACCUGGCACUUGUCAAGGUGUUUAAUACUUACAUCCGAAAGUACAUCCUUAAAUUCUGCAUUGUUGGCUGGGGGAUACCAGCUGUGAUUGUGGCCAUCGUCCUGACUAUAUCCCCAGAUAAUUAUGGGAUUGGAUCUUAUGGGAAAUUCCCCAAUGGCUCCCCAGAUGACUUUUGCUGGAUCAACAGCAAUGCGGUGUUCUAUAUCACAGUUGUGGGCUAUUUCUGUGUGAUAUUUUUACUGAACAUCAGCAUGUUCAUUGUCGUCUUGGUUCAGCUCUGUCGAAUUAAAAGGAAGAAGCAAUUGGGAGCGCAACGCAAAACUAGUAUUCAAGACCUCAGGAGUAUUGCUGGCCUCACAUUUUUACUGGGAAUUACUUGGGGUUUUGCCUUCUUUGCCUGGGGACCAGUUAAUGUCACCUUCAUGUAUCUCUUUGCCAUCUUUAAUACCUUACAAGGGUUCUUCAUAUUCAUCUUUUACUGCGCAGCUAAAGAGAAUGUCAGGAAGCAAUGGAGGCGGUAUGUUUGUUGUGGAAAAUUACGGCUGGCUGAAAAUUCUGACUGGAGUAAAACUGCUACUAAUGGUUUAAAGAAGCAGACUGUAAACCAAGGAGUAUCCAGCUCUUCAAAUUCCUUACAGUCAAGCUGUAACUCCACUAACUCCACCACACUACUAGUGAAUAAUGAUUGCUCAGUGCACGCAAGCGGGAAUGGCAAUGCGUCUACAGAGAGGAAUGGGGUUUCUUUCAGCGUUCAGAAUGGAGAUGUAUGCCUUCACGAUCUCACUGGGAAACAGCACAUGUUUAGUGACAAAGAAGAUUCCUGCAAUGGUAAAGGUCGGAUGGCCCUCAGAAGGACUUCAAAGCGGGGAAGCCUACACAUUAUUGAGCAAAUGUGAUUCUCCUCUUCUAAAAUCAAAGCAUGAUGCUGAGGGUGUGACGUGUCCAGUUUUCCAUUUACCCAAUGUGAGAUGUGUGAAAGUCAGCGUGUUUUCCACUCAGCAGCCUCUAGAGAAGCAUACGCUAAUUGAGGACAAUGAUUUACUAUUGGAGGAAGAAACCAUGGCAUAAUUACGAUCUUUAGACAUUUGCAAUUUGGUUUCUUAUCUUUCAUUUGGAAGAAUAUUGGUGUUAAAAAACACAGAAAAAGACCUAGGAAAAGAAAAACGAAUGUUCAUUUCCCGUCACAUUUUCAAGAGGGUGUUAUCCUUGAUAACAUCCUAGAAAAAAAAAUGUUUACUUCAGUCUGUCGGUGAGUUUAGUUGUGCAUGCCUUUGUUGUAUGUAAGCUUAGUGACUCCCAUGUCAAAAAUCUUAUCUCUACCUUUUUUAUAUUUAUUUUCUACUGUGUAAAUGUAUUCUUUUGUAGAAUCAUGGUUUCUGUCAUUUUAUCUAAUGUGAGGACUUACCGAUUCAGUGAAUUCUAACCCUCCUUUGGGAGAUCAUGUAGGAUGUGAAGUUCAGAAAUGUUGCUGAAAUCAAGACAUAAUGAUAAAGGCAGACUGAACAGUUAUAACAGACAGUGCCACAGUUAGCUCAGAGAGUGCCUUUGAGCAAUCAAGAAAAGGUACCUGCACUGGGCAGACACAGCCUUAUGAGCUUAUGAUUUGGGAAGCAGUGCGGUCACAUAUUAACCCUUAUCAUCCUCUUGGGAACAUCCUUAGGCAGAGGAUGACUUGUGUGACAACAUUUGAUCAGAUUACAGAAUCUGCAUUAAGACGUUUAGUUUAAUGCCAUGGUCAUAGAGGAUUACAACUGUAAUCUAAACCAUGGCAGGAAGAUUGUGAAGGUGGAAAAUAUAUAUACUGCCACUUCUCAAAUACUCAGAGCCUUGACAAUGGGGGAUCAGAGUAGGAUUACGUUUCAAGAGUGUAUAUAUGGCAAACAAAUCAGUCCUUCAAAAGUUAAGUAACUGCAUGGUACGCAAGUGUGACAACUGCUACUUUCUGGUCCAGUCACAUUUGUAUGUAUUUUUAAGCACAUGUCAAGUCUUGAAAAGUGUACAGUGACAAGGGGGGGCAGCUACUGGGAAUAGUGAACUAUCCUGUGAUAUUGUGUGUAUAUAUACAUACGUAUGUAUAUAUCCAACUCUGAUUGUUCCUAGUUACAGAGGGUCUAUCCUGCUUCUCAUCUAUACCUGCUUGAGAGAUGCCUCAAGCACAGUACGUUCUUAUUAGGAAGACUUCAAAUACCUUUAGUUAAGUCUUUCAGUAAGGCUCCCUUGCAUAUAUUUCAAGAAAAUGUU
Messenger RNA from Chionomys nivalis (European snow vole), 4494 nucleotides. It is a transcript of the gene Adgrg2, whose product is annotated as adhesion G protein-coupled receptor G2. Gene Ontology annotation, molecular function: G protein-coupled receptor activity. Gene Ontology annotation, biological process: adenylate cyclase-activating G protein-coupled receptor signaling pathway; cell surface receptor signaling pathway. Gene Ontology annotation, cellular component: membrane. NCBI's taxonomy places the organism in Eukaryota, Metazoa, Chordata, Mammalia, Rodentia, Cricetidae. The transcript has 28 exons. The record is from RefSeq and is a predicted model, not a curated record. Bases 105 to 3149 code for a protein of 1014 amino acids.